Molecule: messenger RNA, 2342 nt
Organism: Microdochium trichocladiopsis
Lineage: Eukaryota; Fungi; Ascomycota; Sordariomycetes; Xylariales; Microdochiaceae
Product: Metallo-dependent phosphatase-like protein
Exons: 5
Coding region: 213-2342 (709 amino acids)
Molecular function (GO): hydrolase activity
Source: RefSeq, a predicted model, not a curated record
UCGCACAUUGCCCACUGCAUUCUGGAUCUGAUUGCUGCUGCUGCCCGUUCAAACACGUAGCGAGGCGCGACGCGCAAUAGUCACCGUUUGCUCGACUAAGAGUCUCCUGCCUUCUUCAGCAAACGGUGCAAACCAACAUUUCUGUGCACCUAUUGUUUUGUUCCGGGAAACAUACUUGAUAUCGUUCCCUGCCCGCCUGGGGAAAGAAAACGAUGCGAGUCUCCGCGCUCAAGUCGGCGGUGCUCCUCGUCGCCGCUGCCACCGCUCCGAGAUUAUCCACCGCGGACGGAUCGGCUAGCCAAGCCUUUGAACAAGACAGGAUUGACCAAAUCCGCGGCAGCGGCGAUGCUGAUUUACUAAGUGCUGUAACGCGAGCACAUGACGUCCUGAGCCAGCUCCUAGGAGACAGGUUGGGGUCAGAGCCCUUGUUCAAAGCGUUCGAUGGGGAUUUCGCAGCGGGUCGGCAGCGGCCGCUGGAGGAGGACGACGGCAAGGGCCGGACUACUUGGGAGGACGAGAUCUGGCUCGAUGCUGCCGGGCCGGUUGGCUGUGCUGCGUGCGAGGUCAUCCUCGCACAGCUCAAAGUCAUCGCCGCAGCGGGCGAUGCCUUCUUCAUCGGCUUCCUCUCGGAGCUGUGCAAGCGGACCGGUGUCCAAGACGCCGAUGUCUGCGAAGGCUCGAUAGCCCUUGAAGGCCCCAUCGUGGCUCGUGGGAUUAGAAGUAUCACGGUGGGUUCCAGAGUGUCCAGGCUCUUCUGCGCCUAUUCGGUGGGCUUGUGCUCGUUCCCGGAGGUGGAGUCCUGGCAAGUCCCUUUUCCUUCACCUAAACCGCCGCCUGAGCCAUCGACGGCGUCAAGACUGGCUGGUGCGACGGGCCAAAAGGAACGGAGAGAACCGCUGCGGAUCGUGCACUACUCGGAUAUCCAUGUCGACCCGUUCUAUGAGCAGGGCACAAAUGCGAACUGCACAAAGCCGAUAUGCUGCAGGUAUUGUCCCUCUGUUGAUAGUUCGAACUCUGUCACCGACGGCAGCUUCCUGCCUGCUGGCCCGCAUGGCGACCACCAAUGCGACUCUCCGCUAAGCCUCGAGAAGAGCAUGUAUAUGGCGAUCAAGGAUCUCGUCCUGGAUGCGGCAUUCAGCAUCUUCACAGGCGACAUUGUGGACCACGCCGUGUGGAACACGACGCAGGCGCAGAAUACAAUCAAUAUCGGCGCGUCCUAUGUCCGUAUGGCCGACGUCGGGCUCACUGUGUACGGCACCGCGGGCAACCACGAGUCAUCUCCCACAAACUCGUUUCCUCCAGAAGGGUCUAGCGAUAGCGCGCAGUGGUUGUACAACCUGCUGUCGCUGGCCUGGAUGCGAUGGGUUGGUUCCGACGCCGCGGACACGGCGCGGAAGAUUGGCGCCUACUCGACGAAGCAUCGCGACCUUAACCUGCGCAUACUUUCGCUCAACACGAACUUGCACUAUGCUCACAACUACUGGCUCUACGAAGACCCGAUGCAACGAGAUCCAAGUGGACAGCUGACCUGGCUGGUCAGGGAGCUCGACGCCGCAGAGAAGAACGGAGAACGCGUCUACAUCAUCGGGCACAUGCCGAUGGGCUCUGGAGAUGCUUUCCACGACGGAUCCAACUACUUUGACCAGAUAGUCGGGCGGUACUCGCCUGGGACAAUUGCCGGGCUCUUCUUUGGUCACACGCAUCUGGACGAGUUUGAGCUGGCCUACCACAACUACAGCAGCCGCUCCCACAGCGGUGCAUUUGCCACGACUUACGUGGCGCCCAGCUUGACCCCUACCUCGGGCCAUCCCUCGUUCCGCGUCUACACGGUAGACCCGGAGACCUUUGGUGUCCUCGACAUCACCACGUACCGAGCGAACAUGGACACGCCUGACUAUCAAGCUGGCGGUGCCCUCCCAAAAUGGGAGAAGUACUACUCUGCUCGCGACGCGUACGGACCCCUGGUGACGACGCCGCCUCUGGGCGCCGAACAGGAGCUCACGCCGGCGUUCUGGCACAAUGUGACCGAGGUCCUCGAGCGCAAUGCCACUGCCUUUGGGGAGUAUCUCGUCCGCAAGCGGAGAGGCUGGCAGGCCGAGGAGGCCGUGGCUGCGUGCGACGACGAGUGUGCCAGGCUUGAGAUUUGCAAGCUGCGAGCGGCCAGGGCGCAGGACAACUGCAUGACGCCCGGCUCGCGGGUCAACCUGGGCAGGAGAGAGCCGCCGUUCGGGGACGACUGCGAGUCAUCUGUCGUGAGAAAUACGCUCUCGAAUGUCGCCGUGCAACGAGAGCUGCUGGGGUGGACAGGAUCAGUGAGGUUGGAGAGCUUUGAGGCAAGGUAG